CACCGAAACACUGGACCAGUUUGCCUGCAUUCCAGACAGCGUCAUCAGUCCCUAGCCCAGCCACUCUACGGUAGGUACACCAGCUCAGAACAAGCACACAUCUCUCCAUCAUGGCUGCCACCUGGACCCUGGAGGACGACAUGUCCUGCCCUGUGUGCUGCGAUGUUUUCACAGACCCUGUGGUGCUGGGCUGCAGCCACAGCUUCUGCAGGAGCUGCCUGGACAGCUACUGGAACACUCAGGUCAUCAAAAAGUGCCCCGUCUGCCGCCACCAUUCCCUAACCGACGCUCCACCCAGUAACCUGGCUCUGAGGAACAUCGUGGAGACCUUUGCGAGGGAGAGGAGCCACAAUACCACCAAGCAGGAGGAGACGAGAGAGGGGGAGAAGGAGAGCCAGGGAAGGAGGAAGUCAGGAGGGAGGAGUGGGUUGGUACGGGAUGGGGAUGAAAGGUGCGGUCUCCAUGGGAAGAGGUUGUUGUUGUUCUGUGUGGAGGACAAGGAGGCUCUGUGUGCGGUGUGUCAGACCUCCAGGAGACACAGGAGCCAUCAGCUCUGCCCUGUGGAUGAGGCUGCUCAGGAACUCAAGGAGGAAGUGAAAGCAUCUAUCAUCCCUCUGAGGAGGAAGUUGGAGACAUUCCAAAAGUUGAAGGAGGAUUGCAUGAAAACAGCAGAACACAUCAAGAGCCAGGCCAAGCAAACAGAAAGGAAGAUAAGAGAGGAGUUUGUGGAGCUGCAUCAAUUCCUGCGUCUGGAGGAAGUUGACCGGCUGUCUGCCCUCUCUGAGGAGGUGGAGAUGAAGACAGUUAUAAUGGCAGAGAAGAUUGAACACCUGGCCAAAAAGAUGACCUCCCUGACCAGCAACAUCAGAGAGAUAGAACAGGAUAUAGAGGCAAACGACCUUCCAUUUCUCCAGGCUUACAAGAACAACACAGCAAGGGCCAACUGUACAUUGCAGGAUCCAGAGCCUGUAUCAGGGGCAUUGAUCGAUGUGGCCCAACACCUGGGCAAUCUGAGGUUCAAGAUCUGGGAGAAGAUGCAGGAGAAGGUGCAAUACACCCCAGUGACUCUGGACCCCAACACUGCGGCCCCCUGGCUCUCUCUCUCAGACGACCUGACCAGUGUGUGCGUCAGGGGGGAGAAGCAUCACGUCCCCAACAACCCAGAGCGCUGUGACACGUGUGUUUGCGUGCUGGGGGCCGACCCCUUCAGUUCCGGCAGUCACUUUUGGGAGGUGGAGGUGGCGGGUAAGACCAGAUGGGACCUGGGGGUCCUGAGAGAGAGUGUGCGUAGGAAAGGGGUCCUGAGUGUGAACCCUGUCCACGGGUUCUGGGCCCUGUCCCUGAGGGACGGCGGCCAGUACAGCGCCUGCACCAUGCCCUGGACCCGUCUCACUCUGAAGAGGAGGCCCAGGAGGGUCAGAGUGUGUCUGGACUAUGAUGCGGGAGAGGUGACUUUCUAUGACCCCACUGACAUGUCACUCAUCUAUACAUUCAGGGACAAGUUUAAAGAGCCAUUGUUGCCCUACCUCUGUCCCUGUGUGAGUGACAGCGGCCGCAAUGCUGAGCCACUAAAGAUAUGCCCUGCCAAAGUGUCAUUGGUUCAUGAUGUUGGUGAUAAAGUUUUGUAGAUUACAAUAUGUAUGUUUUAGAGGAGACAUUGCUAAUGCAUCCAUAUGUCUCACUAUCUAUUAUUAACACAAUGGAGGUAUAUUUUCUAUAUAUAUAUUAUUUGGGUAUAUGUGAAUGGAACAAUUCUUAUCCUAUAUAAUAUCAUAAGUCAUAUUUUCUUGGUGUGUGUCAAAUGGCAAGAUAAAUUAAACAAAAAAGGUGAUCAUUACUCAACAUUAGUGUUAAUAUUCUGUAAGAUUUGUUCUAAAUGCUUAUAAAUGAUCAUGCUUAUAAAUGCUUAUAAAUGUGUAUAAAUACAACAAUUAAAUAAUUUUAUGUUUAUGAAUGACAUGAUUUAUUCCUGAUUUAUCAAUGGUUUAUUGUUUAUUCAUGAAAGUUCUUAAUAAAGUGUUUCUUGUCAACAUUGAGCUUUGUCAGCCUCCUGGAGGUGAGUGACAGACGGGGUGUCCCAGCCUGUGCCUGAUAACGCUGAGCGAUUCGACAGCUCAGGGAGCGUGCUAGGCUCAGUGGGUUUCUGCUCAGGCAUUCACAGCUGGGAGGUGGAGGUGGGGCCUAAGAAGGCCUGGACUCUGGGCGUGGCCAAAUAGGGUGUAGCCCGGAAAGGCAAUGUGAUGGUCAGCCCAGAGGGCGGGAUCUGGGCGAUGGGGAUGUGGAACGGGGAGCAGUAUAGCGCUGGAACUGCCCCCCUGGGUACCCCGUUGGUUCUGAAGAGGAAGCCCAAGAGGAUCAUGGUCAAGCUGGACUAUGAGAAAGGAGAACUCUCCUUCUAUGACUCCAGUGACAUGUCACUCAUCUAUACGUUCGAACACAGGUUCACAGAGAGACUGUUCCCCUACUUCUCUCCCUGUCUCAACUCUGAUGGCACUAACCCUGGAGUGCUGAGGAUCUGCCCUGAGAAGGUGUCUGUGACUGUGGCACCUAUUCACUGAGGAUAUAACCUGGGGAUUCUAUUUCAUGAUCACGUACUGAAGAGUCUGUAUUGGUAAAGUCUGUCACAGUGACUUCUGUGUACUUAUUUUUAUUCUGUCUAUCGUUUUGUAUAUUGAGGUGAAUAUCCUCACCUCCACUGGUGACAUUGAUGUCUGUGACACCAAUGUGUAUUUCGGAACUUUGUCUGGAGCAGAUCUAUUCUUUACUGUUAAUUAAUUUACUGAGAGCAAGUGUCAUGAUUGAAUUCCAUAAUUAUUGGUUUCACGUUCAAUAAAAGUACAAAUUCUGUUUA
Salvelinus fontinalis (brook trout) is the source of this 2851-nucleotide messenger RNA. Its product is annotated as E3 ubiquitin-protein ligase TRIM35-like. Bases 111 to 1628 code for a protein of 505 amino acids. The record is from RefSeq and is a predicted model, not a curated record. Gene Ontology annotation, molecular function: protein binding; zinc ion binding. Lineage: Eukaryota; Metazoa; Chordata; Actinopteri; Salmoniformes; Salmonidae. The transcript has 6 exons.